GCCCUAGUGUAGGAACAACUGCUAAGCUGCAGAUGUUUGGCAGCUGCAGACAGAGGAAGUGCCUAAGAGGGGAGUGAGAUUUGCUCGGCUGAAGAAGGCACCAGAGGAGACAAGAGCUGCGGAGGACCUAGUGGUAUAACAUGCCUCUUCCACCACCCCCUUCCUCACCUCCACCCCCGUGUCCAGCAUCUAGAGAAUCUCUGAGCCUGAAUAGGCCCUUCCUACGAAGCCUGUUAGGAGGGCUGCGUAUAGUACAGCUGCUGUUGGGUGCUGUCUGCUGGGUAACUUUAGCGGCGCACAAGUAUGAAGGCGCAACCUACUUUGCAGUUUUUGCAGCAGUCCUGGUGUGGCUUCUUACCUUGGCUCUCUUUGGGCUCAGUUUAUUGGGCCGAUGGACUCUGAUGCCUGUGCUGGGGACCCGCUGGCUCCUAACAAACAUUCUGCAUGACUUAUUGCUUGGAGUGAUUUUCUUCACGGCUGCUGCAGGCAUCAUAGGCUACAAGGCGCGGAGCAUCAGCUAUUGUACCCUGAAAGGUUACAGCCAGCCCUGCAGUUACACUGCCUACUUAACCGCUGCUGUCUUUGCUGGUAUAACUGCCUUCCUGUACUUGCUCUCUGGACUCUACUGCUUGGUACGGCGUUUCCAGGGGCACCAUGAUAUCAUCUGAUAGAUGCAAGAAGUUCAAGAAGUACGAACAGACUUUAUUCAAAUAGAUGGAUAAGCCUAGCAUACAAUUAGCCUAUAGAUAUCUUGCUCCAGAUGCUUUGUCUCCUUCCUAAGGAAAACCCGAUGCAUUCCCUCUUUUUUCUGACAAUUAUGAAUGCUCUUACCUCCAGAUGUCUGAUCUUUUCAUCCACAGUUGGAUGUAUACUGUCAUGACCCAGAAGCUAAAAGUGAUGCAUUUUAGUAGGAACACCUGGGAACCAGAUUGUGGAUUGCUUUUUCUCUCUCUUUCUCUUGUCUUCUUUCAUUUUGGCAGGAAGAUUUUGGUGGGUCUGGGAAGUUUUGACCUGAUCUAUACUUCCAAUAUAUCUGAUUGCUAAAGGAAGAAUUCAGUAUUAUCACCUUCUGUUAUACAAUAUUGGUUUUCAUUAUUCAUGCUAUUCUGUUUUGAUUCUUAGAAAUGAAAUGUUCAGAUUUUAUAUCCUA
Crotalus tigris (Tiger rattlesnake) is the source of this 1150-nucleotide messenger RNA. RefSeq names its product MARVEL domain containing 1 (gene MARVELD1). Gene Ontology annotation, cellular component: membrane. Gene Ontology annotation, molecular function: structural constituent of myelin sheath. NCBI's taxonomy places the organism in Eukaryota, Metazoa, Chordata, Lepidosauria, Squamata, Viperidae. The coding region runs from base 141 to 668 and encodes 175 amino acids. The transcript has a single exon. The record is from RefSeq and is a predicted model, not a curated record. Gene Ontology annotation, biological process: myelination.